AAACAUGAAGUCAUAUCUCACAUUCACAAACUGAGCAAUGCUCGAGAUCAUGAAGGAAACACACCGUUACACACAGCUAUAAACAAUCGUCAAUUCAACAAGGUGAAGGUUUUACUUGAAUAUUGCUAUGGAGUUGAUCUUAAUGCCGUCAACAAUAAUGGUGAAGCACCUAUUGAUUUAAUUCAAUCUCAAACUUAAGUGCCUCACGAGAUCAUGGAACUCAUCAGACAAAAGUAUCCAAUGCCUCGAAGCUUAUAUGGAAUGUCAGAAGCAGCAACGAAGGAAAACGUGAACAUCCUAUUAGUGAUUGCUGUACUCCUUGCUACUAUCACAUUUGCUGCAGGUUUCACGGUUCCAGGAGGAUUUGAUGAACAAAAUGGUGAUCCAGUUCUCAUAAGACAAGCAGCAUUUAAGGUGUUCAUAAUUUCAGAUACAUACGCAAUGUGCUGUUCAAUGCUAGCGUUGUUCUCCCUAAUCUGGGUUAUGACAGGAAGAACUUCAGAGUCACUCAAACUUAUUGACCUGAGCGUCUUUGUUCUGCAACAAUUGUUUUAUGGAACAACUCUAGCUUUUAUGACAAGUGUUUAUGUGGCAAUAUCCAUCAAGGCAUUAUGGACUUUUAUCCUUGUAUGUGUGCUCUGCUCUUGUUUAAUCAUUUGUUCUUUAAAGCCAUUGAAUUUACGUCUUUCUAGGAUAUUUCCUCUUAUUCCUGGUUGCCUUCAUACUGUUGCCACAAAAUGUGCUUGGCUUCCUUGUAUCCCUUGUAUAUGGUUGGCUUGGCUUUCAGGUUGCUGCGAUUGUUGGGAUAAGAAUUAUUGAAAUAUUCCUUAUAUAUGUAAGUUAUUUUAUAUGUAAAGAAAUGGUGAACACCCCUUAUUUGUCUAUAAUGCAUGUUGUUUUAGCUAUAUUUUA
Messenger RNA from Spinacia oleracea (spinach), 912 nucleotides. RefSeq names its product ankyrin repeat-containing protein NPR4-like. The record is from RefSeq and is a predicted model, not a curated record. Gene Ontology annotation, cellular component: plasma membrane. The transcript is spliced from 2 exons. NCBI's taxonomy places the organism in Eukaryota, Viridiplantae, Streptophyta, Magnoliopsida, Caryophyllales, Amaranthaceae. The coding region runs from base 214 to 819 and encodes 201 amino acids.